Molecule: messenger RNA, 2625 nt
Organism: Dictyostelium purpureum
Lineage: Eukaryota; Evosea; Eumycetozoa; Dictyosteliales; Dictyosteliaceae
Exons: 2
Coding region: 1-2625 (874 amino acids)
Biological process (GO): cell division
Molecular function (GO): protein binding
Source: RefSeq, a predicted model, not a curated record
AUGGAAGAAAUUUUACUAUCAUCAAUUGAUGAAUCACUUAAUUGUGGUUUAUUUAAAAAUGCAAUGUUUUUAACAGAAAGAUUAUAUGCAUUAUCACCAAGUGAAGAUAAUUUAUUUAAAAUGGCACAGUUGUAUUAUAACAUGGGAAAGGCAAAUCAAUGUUUAUUACUAUUACAAAGCAAGCAAUUAACAAUGAUAAAGAAUUUAUAUUUGUUAGCAUUAUCAAAUUAUGAUUUGGGAAAUAUCCAAGAGUCUGAAAUUUCAAUUUCAAAAUGUUGUGUAUACUUUGAAAAAUAUUAUAAAAGAUUAAAUACGACAACUGCAGCAUUAAACGAAGGUAAUAAUAAUAAUAACAGCAACAGCAACAGUAAUAAAACAAGUUCUGGUAGUGGUGGUAUAAAAGACGAUUUCGACUUGUAUGACUUUUAUGACUUUUCACAAUCUUCAAAUGAUGAAAUUAAUAGUCUUUCGUUUGGUUUCGAUUCACCAGCAAGUAUAGCGUCAAUUUAUUAUCUUAUGGGUAUGGUUAGCAAGAAAAAAAAUCAAAAAGAGAAAUCAAUUAAAUAUUUAAAAAAGAGUGUUCAAACUUAUCCAUUCUUGUGGUUAGCAUUCGAACAACUAUGUAAUAUAUGUCCUGAUGAGAUUAAUGUAGAUGAUUUUUUUACCCAAAAUAAUACAUUACCAAUUAAUAUAAAUAAUAAUAGUAAUAAUAAUAAUAUAACCAUUAAUGUCAAUAAUGAUAAUGAUAUAAUCGAUGAAAAUAAACAAAACCCUCAAAACACCAAUAUAAACUAUAAUCAACAACAACAACAACAACAACAACCAGUCCUUAGAAUGCCACAAUUUAAAUCGAAUGUAGGCUUAACACCAUCUUCAUUUUAUGAUUCAUCCUCAAUUCAUAUUACUCCCAUUAAUUUUAAGGCAUCAAUUCAACAACACCAACAACAGCACCAACAACAAACCAAUCAGAAAUAUUCAAAUAAAUAUUUCAUUACACCACAAACCCCACUUUCACACAUAACACCAAUUUUAUCAAAUAGAUAUUCUAAAAAUCAUGUUGAACCAAUACCGAUGGUAAUGGAUACACCAGAUGCCAAAAGCUCAAUUCAUGCACACUCCACACCAUCACCAGGUGUACAUCAUUCUAAACACCAACAUCAUACUGGCUAUAUCCCACCUCCACCAGUUAAAAAAUUUGAUCCAAUUAGUACACCAAUAUCAAUGGAAAAAAGAAAGCCUCUAUUUGGAAAUAUUUCAUCACACGAAUCAACCAAGACAUCUGUAACAACAACAUCAAAUAAAAUUGAAUCCACACCAAUAACAUCAAUCUCUAAUAAAAAGAAACAUGUUAAUUUUGGUAAAACCGAACAAUUUAAUAUCAAAGAUUUAUCCAGCGAUGAGGAAGAUGAUAUUACCACCACAACCAAAAACACCACAACUACAAAAAAUUUACAACAACGUAUCAUUGAAGAAGCAGAACAAGAUCCAUACGAACAAGAUCAAUUAAAUAUCUCAAAACCAGAUUUUUAUGAAUUUGAUGAAUCCUCAAUUUUAGAUUUUAACGAUACAGAUAUUUACGAAAAUUUAAUUGAGUUGCAUAAAGGACAAACCCAAUUAUUAGAACUGUUCCAUAUAUUAGGUGAAUCAGUUAGAUUACUUUCAUUGUAUUUAUGUAAAGAAUCAAUUGAGUCAUUUAAAAGACUUUCGAUUGAACAAUAUAAUACAGGUUUUGUACUAACCAAAGUUGCAAGAGCAUAUCACGAAUUAAUCGACUAUAAGACAUGCAGAACCAUAUUCCAAGAUCUAUCAUUAAUGGAACCAUAUCGUUUAGAAGGUAUAGAACUCUAUUCAACUCUAUUAUGGCAAAUGAAAGAAGAAACAGAAUUAAGCUAUAUAGCACACAAAUUUUCAGAAUUUGAUAGACUCUCACCAUACACUUGGAUUGUUGUAGGCAAUUGUUUCAGUUUACAAAAAGAUCACGAAAGUGCAAUUAAACUAUUUAGAAGAUCUGUACAAUUGGAUCCAACCUUUACAUAUGCCUAUACACUCUGCGGACAUGAAUAUUUAGCAAACGAUGAAUUAGAAUUGGCACUAAAUGCAUUCAGAAUGGCAAUUAGAUGUGACUCAAGGCAUUACAACGCUCACUACGGUAUUGGUUUAGUAUAUUAUCGUCAAGAAAAGUAUAAUCUUGCAGAAUAUCACUUUAGAAAAGCACUAUCCAUUAAUCCAUUUUCAUCCGUUUUAUCAUGUUACCUCGGUAUGACAUUACAACACAACCCUCAAAAGAUACCAGAAGGAAUUGAAUAUUUGUAUAGAUCCAUAAAACUUCAACCAAAGAAUACAUUUGCCAAAUUUAAAUUAGCUGCCUAUCUUUACGCAAAUCAACAAUUCUAUGAAGCAAUCGAUCAACUUUUAGAAUUUAAAGAACUUGAACCAAGAGAAACUCCAAUCUAUAUCUUACUGGGAAAAUGUUAUAAACGUUUGGGUGAUCUAAAUAAAGCUUUAGAAUAUUUGAACACUGCUUUAGAUCUCGAUCCUAAAAAUUCAAACUAUAUUCGUUCAACUAUUGACAAGCUACAUGUAAAAGAUGAUAAUGAAAACGAGGAUUAUUUCCAAUUAAAUUAA